Messenger RNA from Gadus chalcogrammus (walleye pollock), 6890 nucleotides. RefSeq names its product ATPase phospholipid transporting 11B (putative) (gene atp11b). Gene Ontology annotation, cellular component: endoplasmic reticulum; recycling endosome; plasma membrane. Gene Ontology annotation, biological process: phospholipid translocation. The transcript is spliced from 30 exons. The record is from RefSeq and is a predicted model, not a curated record. Lineage: Eukaryota; Metazoa; Chordata; Actinopteri; Gadiformes; Gadidae. Gene Ontology annotation, molecular function: ATP hydrolysis activity; ATP binding; magnesium ion binding. Bases 299 to 3787 code for a protein of 1162 amino acids.
UUCGAGCACACACUGAGGAAACUGGUCGAGCAGACAGGUCGCACUUCCUCACCAGUCGCCUGUCACUUACACCUGGGACUUAUUUAUGCUUGAUAUACAUUCACGGGGAAAUGGAAGUCGUUGGAUUUUACCGCACAACUGCGCCGUGUCGUUGCGUGACGUGAUGCGGAGAAGGAGCCCGGCGUUUGGAGGAAGAUAUUGAUGCUUUUGAGAGGUUUAAUCGGAGUAGCUAGUAGCUAGCCGCUGCUAGCCCCAGUGCUGGCGGCUCCAGGCGGAAGGGACCGAGAGGACAGAGAGGAUGCUCCGCUGGACCCGGCAGCAGCUGGGCUUCGACCCACCCCAUCAGAGUGACACCAGAACGGUGUACGUGGCCAACCGGUUCCCCCAACAUGGCCACUACAUACCUCAACGCUUCGCUGACAACAGGAUCAUCUCCUCCAAGUAUACCAUUUGGAACUUUGUCCCCAAGAAUCUGUUUGAGCAGUUCAGGAGGAUAGCCAACUUCUACUUCAUCAUUAUCUUCCUUGUACAGCUGAUGAUCGACACCCCGACGUCCCCCGUCACCAGCGGCCUGCCUCUCUUCUUUGUCAUCACCGUCACUGCCAUCAAACAGGGCUAUGAGGAUUGGCUGCGGCACAACGCAGACAACGAGGUCAACGGGGCCCCGGUGUUUGUGGUUCGAAGCGGCAGCCUGGUCCAGACGAGAUCCAAGAACAUCCGGGUGGGGGACAUCGUGCGCGUGGCUAAAGACGAGACGUUCCCGGCCGACCUGGUGCUGCUGUCGUCGGACCGCUCCGAGGGCACCUGUCACAUCACUACGGCCAGCCUCGACGGAGAGACCAACCUCAAGACCCAUUUUUCAGUGGCAGAAACGUCAGUGUGUCAGUCGGGGUCCAGGCUGGAGUCCUUGCAGGCUGUGGUUGAGUGUCAACAGCCUGACCCUGACUUGUAUAGGUUCGUGGGGAGGAUCACUGUGACCCAGGAGGGGGAGGAGAUCGUACGUCCGCUGGGGCCGGAGAAUUUGCUGUUGCGGGGAGCAAGGUUGAAAAAUACCAAAGAGAUUUUCGGUGUGGCUGUUUACACGGGCAUGGAAUCCAAGAUGGCUCUCAACUACAAGUGCAAGUCCCAGAAACGUUCCGCAGUGGAGAAGUCCAUGAACACCUUCCUGAUCAUCUACCUGUGCAUCCUGCUGUUCGAGGCGGUGCUCAGUACCAUCCUGAAGUACGCGUGGCAGGCAGAGAACCAGUGGGACGAGCCCUUCUACAACCAGAAGACGGAGCAGGAGAAGAACAGCAGCCCGAUCCUCAAGUUCAUCUCGGACUUCCUGGCCUUCCUGGUCCUCUACAACUACAUCAUCCCCAUCUCGCUGUACGUCACCGUGGAGAUGCAGAAGUUCUUGGGCUCCUUCUUCAUCGGCUGGGACCUGGACCUGUACCACGAGGAGAGCGACCAGAAGGCCCAGGUCAACACCUCGGACCUCAACGAGGAGCUGGGACAGGUGGAGUACGUUUUCACCGACAAAACGGGAACGCUCACGGAGAACGAGAUGUACUUCCGUGAGUGCUCCAUCAACGGGAUCAAAUACCAGGAGCUGAACGGCCGGCUGGUGCCAGAGGGCGUGAUGGAAGACACGCUGGACGGCUCCAACGCCACUCUGACGGGGGACGAGCUGCUGUUCCUCAAGGCGGUCGCUCUGUGCCACACGGUGCAGAUCAGCUACGACCAGCCCGACAGCAUGGGGGGUGGCGGGGACCCCUUCUCCCACGCCAACGGCUUCUCCUCCGGCACCAUGGAGUACUACGCCUCUUCGCCCGACGAGAAGGCCCUGGUGGAGGCCACCAAGAGGAUGGGCGUGGCCUUCAGUGGUAGCAACGGGGAAACCAUGGAAAUCAAAACCUGCGGCAAGUCUGAAAAGUAUAAACUGCUUCAUGUCUUGGAGUUUGAUGCAAACCGUAGGAGGAUGAGUGUUAUACUGGAGUCGCCCUCAGGAGGUAAAGUGCUGUUUACCAAGGGGGCAGAGUCCGCCAUCUUGCCUUUCGCCACCAGCGGAGAUAUAGAGAAGACCAGACUGCAUGUGGAUGAGUUUGCUCUGAAGGGACUGCGGACCCUGGUGGUGGCGUGCCGGUUCUUCAGCCCGGAGUCGUACGCGGAGGUGGAGCGGCGUCUGGGCGCGGCGCGCACCGCCCUGCAGCACCGGGACGAGCGGCUGCAGGAGGCCUUCGACUUCAUCGAGCGGGACCUGCAGCUGCUGGGGGCCACUGGGGUGGAGGACAGGCUCCAGGACAAGGUGCAGGAGACCAUCGAGGCCCUGCGCCUGGCCGGCAUCAAGGUGUGGGUGCUGACGGGGGACAAGCACGAGACGGCGGUGAGCGUCAGCCUGUCCUGCGGCCACUUCCACCGCACCAUGAACAUCCUGGAGCUGCUGCAGCAGCGCACGGACAACGAGUGUGCCGAACAGCUCCGCCUACUGGCCAGGAGGAUCAACGACGACCACGUCAUCCAGCACGGCCUGGUGGUGGACGGGGCCAGCCUGUCUCUGGCGCUACGGCAGCACGAGAAGCUCUUCAUGGACGUGUGCAAGAACUGCUCGGCCGUCCUCUGCUGCCGCAUGGCCCCCCUGCAGAAGGCCAAGGUGGUGCAUCUGUUCAAGACGUCCCCCGAGAGGCCCAUCACCUUGGCCAUCGGAGACGGGGCCAACGAUGUCAGCAUGAUCCAGGAGGCCCACGUGGGAAUAGGCAUCAUGGGGAAGGAGGGGAGGCAGGCUGUGAGAAACAGCGACUAUGCAAUCGCCCGGUUUAAGUUCCUGUCCAAGCUGCUGUUGGUCCACGGACACUUCUACUACAUACGAAUAGCUCAUCUUGUACAGUACUUUUUUUACAAGAAUGUGUGUUUUAUCACACCACAGUUUUUAUACCAGUUCUUCUGUCUGUUUUCACAACAAACCCUGUACGACGGUGCAUACCUGACCCUGUACAACAUCUUCUUCACCUCCCUGCCCAUCCUGGUGUACAGCCUGUUUGAGCAGCUGGUCCACCCUCACGUCCUCCAGACGAAACCGGCCCUCUACAGGGACAUAAGCAGGAACUCUCUUCUCUCCUUCCGGACCUUUCUCUACUGGACUCUGCUGGGAUUCUGUCAUGCCUUCAUCUUCUUCUUCGGGUCCUACGCUCUGAUAGGAGAGGAUACCAGCCUGAAUGGCAACGGACAGAUGUUUGGGAACUGGACCUUUGGAACGCUGGUGUACACGGUCAUGGUCAUCACUGUGACACUACAGCUGGCCUUGGAGACCCAUUAUUGGACGUGGAUGAACCACUUUGUGACCUGGGGUUCCAUCACCUUCUACUUCAUCUUCUCGCUCUUCUACGGAGGCAUCAUCUGGCCCUUCGUCCAGACCCAGGACAUGUACUUCGUCUUCGUCCAGCUCCUGUCCAGCGGCUCGGCCUGGUUCACCAUCAUCAUCAUCAUCGUCACUUGUCUGUUCCCGGACAUGCUGAAGAAGGUCCUUUACCGGCACCUGCACCCCACUGGCACCCAGAAGAGCCAGUCUCUAUCAGCCCAACAGAGCCAGGGCCUCAGCUGUGUGGAGUCCCUGUGCUGCUACCAGCAUGGGCAGAGUGGCUGCACCCGGCUGCUGGAGCAAAUGAGCGGACGCUGCCCGGCGGGCGCCUCCCACUGCACCGCCGACCCCCGCAGCAGCAACAACAGGUCGUGGAGCGACCCGGAGAACCUCUACUCCAACGACCGCAGUAUCCUGACCCUGUCCCCCAUCGAGGCCAGCCACUGCUGACCCCCCCCCUCCCCCGGGGCCCCUGAGGGGGGGGGGGGGUACCUCACCUCACCUCUCGUUUGCCCCCCUCAGUACCAGUCGGUCGUCCACUGAGGGAACCACCAGCGUGUCUCUCGUCCACUAGGAGCCGCUGGGAGUCACAUGACAUUAACAGCUGAUGCAGCGUGGAGUGUGCGUGGUGCCCGCCUGGUUUGAGCUGCUCCCACCGCACACACUCCACGUGGAGGGGUUCCCCAAAUGUCCAAAAGACUGGGAAUUGAAGCACAAAAUAGAUUUGCUCCAACCAAUUGCAAACACCCUUGCUGCAGAGGCUGGCCAAUCAGCAGGCCUCCCUGACACGCGGCGCUGGAGGAUCAGUAGGACCCCUGUCCCCCAUAGCCCUCCCCGGGUCUGACAAUAGCUUUACAUGGGAGCCCAGCUACUCAAAGGCCUUAUCACGGUACCAAAGACCAAAGACACGAGUUAAUAAGAGAAAGCGCUUUAUUUUUGUGCCCGAUUGUACAGAAAGUUGAUUAUUGUAAAGACGACUAUUCGUACAUCCAAAUCUCCCACAGUCCACAGUCCACAGUCCACAGUCCACAGUCCACAGUCCAGCAUCGCUUCCCUCCUCAAACGCCUUCAUCUCCGUUUGUUUAUGUUUUCACCCGAUGACCAAAACCAUCCUUGCACUAAAGGAAGUGACAUCACAGACCUUAGAGGCGACCACAUCCUGCGAAGGCAAUGUCCCUCUGAUCGACCGGCAGAGUACUCUUUGGAGAUCGCCGUUGACAUGUUACGUUUAUUUCAGAAAAAAAAAAAUAUCAGGGUUUUAGUGUAACGAUGGUUUGUGCUCUGCACGGCUGCUCCUGAUCUCUGUCCCGGUCGGAGAACAUUCCGGCCCACACUGCUUCAAAGAGACAAUUAGGAUUUAGAAUGUAAAGUAAGUAAUGACUUUACAGGCAGAGCUUUUUGCACAUUUGUUUCAUCACAUGUCCCUUUCAUGUUAUGUUGGGUUUGCCUUGAUCCUGUCUUGCAUACAUUUUCCAUUGCAUACCGUUUUGUUCAUCAUUGAAAUCAUCACAAUCAUGUUAUAAUCGGCCUAUUGUUGUGCCAUGUGUUGCUUAUGUGUAUCUCCGGUACGGAUGGCUAGCCGCUCUCCUUAAGGAGCUUCUCCCCAGGACGCCUCUAGGCUGAACCCAGCUUGUCUCUCCCUCCUGAUGAGGAGUCUGACCUUCUUGAUCUGAGGUGUCUGAGGAGGCCACAUCAGGGUGGGGGCCAGGAGCUGGGCACGAUGAAGCGGCUCCAGGUGAAUCUAAACUGAACCAAGCCAUCGAUGGCGGGUUGGGAACUCUUUUAAGACAACCGUUUUGAACUCGCUGUCAUCAACCCUGUUGCUCACACGGAACACGCGUUUGAAGAAUUGUGUUAGCGUUGCGUGGCGUCUAUGCAAAGCAGUCGAAAUGUUAAACGGUUAAAGACUCACCGAUUUAUUUUUGUUGAACCAGUGGUUUCCCUUGAAUCACUUUAAAUCAUAUUUUGGGAAAAUGAAUACAUGUCUGAUAACACCUUUUUAUAUAUUUAAUAUCACAGUGCAUCUUAUUCUGUUAAGUCGUGCUUGUUCUUUGCAUAUAUCUGUACGGCUUGAAUACGUCUUCUACCCAACAGAAUCCCCGUACUAUCCAAAUAGAUCACAAGGAAUCAUUGAUCUGUGAGGCAGUGGGGUUUGGGUGAGAACGGGUUUGGUCGUCAUGACUCACUUUGCUUUUUUCCAAAUAAUAUGAGAACACAAUGUCAUGAAAAUGGUAUCACAUUAAGAUUUUCUUAAGAAUGUUCUCAGCACUAUAUCUCGCAGCUGUUUAAGAAGGACAUUUUCAGCGGUAUCUCUAAAUUUGAUCUGGUCUCAAACGGUGUACUCGUACUCAAACGGUUAUCGCACUGCAGGCAUUGAUCCACUGAAGCUGCAGAUGCAGCCUUUGGUGCAAUAUGUUUAGGAACCCACGAGAAUCUCCCAAAAAUCAAUGCAUUGAUGGACUGAUGAGGCAGAAAUAGAAAUACGUGGGAAUAUUAUCAACCCCUCGGGUGAUCUGGAUCAGUGGUGCUCUCUUGUGACUUUGAAUAGGCAUCAUAUCGAUCAUUAUAAAUAGUUAUUUAAGUGAAGAGAUGGGACAUAAAGAGCUUUUUUUUGUGGUCUGGUUAAAGUUAUGCUAGGGUGUAUUUCUGGCCAUUUUCUAGGUCUAUAAAAGAACGGAAGGCUUUUGGAAAGUAGUUUAGUGUUUUCUCAGUGGAUCGACCACAGGUAACAUUUUUGAAAACCUGAACAGGAGAAUGUCUACGUUUAUUUAUUGUUGUUUUAUCGAUUAAUAUGUCAGUGACUCACCAUCCACCUGUAAGACCAAGGUCUUGAUACAAAUUAAGGAUUUUAAAUGUUUAAUGUGUUGGAAGACAUUGAUAUACCUCUCCCAUCUGCAAUAAUCGUGUCACUGCCCAGAACGCAGGCUACUCCUCUGCACCUUGUGUGUUUCUGUUUGAGCAUGUUUUGCUGUUUUUGUCUUCAUGCCUUCUCUGUAGGCUGUCAUAUGGCUGACGAUGUUAUUGAAAAGUUAUAUUUACGGAAUAAAUAAUUUUUUUAAAGAAUGAAGAGUGCUUUCCUUGCAACAAUAAUUUCAGCUCCUUCUAGUAUUCAUAUUUAACUUGGGCAUAGCCACAAAAGGUUUAGCCCUGUGUGGGGUUGAUAGGGAUCCAUAUAGAACAUACUGGGUAAUAAUUACUUAAUUAAAUGGCAUGCACAAAUUAAAUAUAACUACCAAUUACAGUGAUGUAGCAUAAACAUUGCAACUCCCAUCAUAUGAAUCAGUGUUGCUCAAGUUACGUAAAUUCUCAAUUUAUAAUAUCUAUACAUCACAUCAAAACAUUUAUAGGGAACCUCAUCUUAAUUCAUUGGUUUAAUUAAAACUCGGAACAGGUUGAGUCUAUUUCAAAAGUUCACUGUUUUUUAUUUGUCGUCAUGAAAAAAAACAUAAGGAGUAACACUGUUGUUUUUUAUUGGUCGUCAUGAAAAAAAACAAAGGGUAACACUGUUUUUUAUUGGUCGUCAUGGAAAAAACAUGAGGGGUAACUCAGUCGU